AUGUGAUUUACUUCUAUUCCCGUCAAACACUAAUUGAAGCAUAAAACGCAAACAAACUCUUAGCAAACUUUGAAAAACAUAUGGCCCCAUUUUCAAUUACAUGCUAAACGUAAUAUUCAAACAUAGAGGAACUGUAUUGCGGUCGAGUAAAAUUAUUUGUGGUCACCUUAUAUUUAUCUAUACCAAUAUAUACUCGUACAUAGUGUUUACAUAUUCAAAUACACUCUUUAGUCCAUUUUUCAGUGGUUAACGCUUUACCAUACCAUAUAAAUUUUCAUAAAUAUUUAAACAAAUCCCCACAAGUGCUCAGUAUUUAAUGUUCUCUUUAAAGGGACAUAGCUAAAUAAUUGGUGUAUUUGAAUUUUUUGAGUGUGAAAGUCUAAUUGUGUUAAAUGCGCGUAUUGUAUCAUAAAGAUAAUAACAGAGAUAAGAAUAAACUUAUUUAGAAAGAGUGGGGACUUGAAAGUGCAAAAAUUGCAAAAAGUUUAAAAACACAAAAUAUUACAAUUUUUACUGAUAACGCGAAUGUUAGACCAAUUAUAAAACCGUUAUUUAAUUAACUUCAGUUUUAUUCUAAGCGAUUUGUUCUUAGUGGCUAAUUGUUAUUAUCAUUGCUGUUGAAAUGAGCUCUUGGAAAGAUAAUAAAGAGAUCGAAAUAUUUCGUGAAUAUCUGCGAAUACCAAGUGUACAUCCGGACAUAGACUAUGCACCCACUGUGGAGUUUCUGAAAAAACAGGCCAAUGACUUAGGUUUGCCAAUUGCGGUGCAUCAUCCCGGCAGUGUGGAGAAGCCAACUGUUGUAAUUACAUGGGUGGGGCAACAGCCGGAACUACCGACAAUUAUGUUGAACUCACACAUGGAUGUGGUGCCAGUUUAUUCCGACAAAUGGACACAUCCACCUUUUGCUGCUGAAAUCGACAAGGAGGGUCGAAUAUUUGCACGUGGGUCACAGGAUAUGAAAUGCGUGGGCAUGCAAUAUCUGGCAGCGAUACGAGCGCUGCGUAAAAGUGGCGCCACAUUGAAACGCACUGUACAUGUGACAUUUCUACCAGACGAGGAAAUAACUGGUCCAAUGGGUAUGAAGGCUUUUCUACAAUCUGAAGAUUUUAAAAAACUAAAUGUGGGCUUCUGCUUUGACGAAGGCAUUGCAUCAGCCGAUGAAACAUUUCCAGUAUUCUAUGCGGAAAGAAGUCUUUGGCAUGUACAUUUUUUAAUUAGUGGCACUGCUGGCCACGGUUCGUUGCUGCACAAAAACACCGUUGGCGAAAAGUUGAACUAUAUUCUGAAUAAAUUGUUUGAGUUUAGACAACACGAAGUCGAUCGUUUGGAUAGAGAUAAAUCUUUGCUACUUGGCGAUGUUACAACCAUCAAUUUAACCGUUGUGAAAGGUGGUGUACAAAGCAAUGUGGUGCCACCGGUUAUUGAAGCCGUUUUCGAUAUGCGUUUAGCGUUGAAUGUAGACCACGAUGCUUUUGAUAGACAGCUCAAGACGUGGUGUGAAGAAGCUGGCGGUGGUGUGGAAAUCGUAUAUGAACAAAAAGAACCGAAGGUAGCGGCUACAAAAAUUGAUAACUCUAAUCCGUACUGGAUGGCGUUUGAGAAAGCUAUAAAAGAUUUAAACCUUAAAAUCCAACCCCUUGUAUUUCCUGCCGGCACAGACAGCUAUUAUAUACGCGGACUGGGCUUACCCGCUUUAGGGUUUUCGCCUAUAAACCACACACCCGUGUUGUUGCAUGAUCACGAUGAAUUUCUGCAAGCGGACGUCUACUUAAAAGGCAUUGAAAUUUAUAAAUACGUUAUAUCGGCUGUUGCUAAUGUUGAAAAAUAAAAUAAAAACCUGAAAUUUCAACGUAUGUACCUGAAUUGAA
Messenger RNA from Bactrocera oleae (olive fruit fly), 1868 nucleotides. Its product is annotated as aminoacylase-1. Gene Ontology annotation, cellular component: cytoplasm. The record is from RefSeq and is a predicted model, not a curated record. Gene Ontology annotation, biological process: amino acid metabolic process. NCBI's taxonomy places the organism in Eukaryota, Metazoa, Arthropoda, Insecta, Diptera, Tephritidae. Gene Ontology annotation, molecular function: aminoacylase activity.